This is a messenger RNA of Cercopithifilaria johnstoni, 678 nucleotides long. The record is from the annotation of a GenBank genome assembly. NCBI's taxonomy places the organism in Eukaryota, Metazoa, Nematoda, Chromadorea, Rhabditida, Onchocercidae.
AUGUCUCGUGUUUACGAAUCAAACGAAUAUUAUAAAAAUUUGAUGGGAGUUGACAACAGUUUGGAAAAAGAUUGCGGAGAAUGGAAGCGACAAAAGAGCGUGGCGCAAAAGAUAGUACAACAGCAACAUACAACAUCUAUGCCAAUCACAUAUAUUGCUCGCCCAAGCUAUCGUCCAAUAGAUGACGGAUUACGGCAAUCUGGGCGACCAAAAUAUCCAGAUAAAGUUAUGGCCAGUAACUCAAGUAUGGCAUGUCGUAGUGCAAAAUCACUAAAUACCACAAAUCAAAGUCACACUUUGCUGGAACUUCGAUCAUGCCCUGUUUCAUCACAAAUUUCAUCGAGUGAUAUUAUUAAUACCGAGCACGGUUUCACCAUUCAACUGAACACAAAGCAUUUCCAACCAAGAGAUAUUCAGAUAACAUUACAUCAGCAUACACUUAGUGUAAUCGGAGAUCGCUUGGAAGACGAUGGUACCGGUGCGCAAAGAUUACGCCGAAGUUUCACGCGGAAGUAUACAAUUCCUUCUGAUGUACGACUUUCCUCCAUAUCGUCCUACAUAACCAAUAAUGGUUAUUUAAUCAUCAAAGGUAGUCGGAAAGGCUGGAAAGAAACUGACUUAACAGAACAUUUGGCGUGUUCAUCAAUAUCCAACGAAUCAAUGAUUAGUGCUGUAUGA